UCUGCGCAGGACCGGAAGCAAACAACAGCUCUCCAGAUAGACAUACAUCUGCUCAAAACAUUUGGAUAAAAGAGCUCGACAGAAGAAAACAGGUAACAGAAAAUGACCCGAGAUCAUUUUCUGCAUGGUGAACAGUCGCAUUCAUUAGUUAAUUCCCUGGAAUUCAGCCAGUGAAUGGAAGUGGCGAGGGCCCGAGAGAUGGGUCCCGAAAGAAUCUUACCGAACUCCGAGGAGGAUGUGGUGCAGGACCGGCCUCUAGACACCGCAGUGCCGGAGGAGUGGAGCGGGGAGGACAUGGAGGAGGACGAGGACAAUGCUGGAGACGAGGACAGUGCUGGCUACUAUUACCAGCCUCUGAAUCAAGACCCAGACGGGAUGAACAGCUCACACACAGAGCCAGCCGAAGAGGCGACCGCUGCAGAGCAGCUCCAGGAGGUCCAGGACAGAAUAGAGGCCAUGGGUCUGUACCUUCCCCAGCCUCCUCCUGACAGCGACGAAGACGAGGAUCCUGAAGGAGCAGCUGCCUGCAGAAGCCAAGCGUCCAUCCCCAUGGAUGCAGAUCACGUUGAGCUGGUGAAAAGGACCAUGGCGGCCAUCAAUCUGCCGACACUGGGAAUCCCCGCCUGGGCCCAGGAGAUCUCGGACGACCAGUGGAAGGACAUGGUCCAGCAGACGCUUCAGACCAGACAAAGCUCCGCAGGCCUGAGACUGGAGCGCAAGUGAAGCCUCACCUCGGCCUCGACACUGCAUAAACGUUAAAGGACCUUCUGACAUUUGCUCAUCUCAAACAAACAAACCAAAAGGCACAUUUAUCACCCUAGCUGUGGUUUAUACCAACUGUGGAAAUUUAAUAGUUUACCUUUUAAUUGCUUUGAACUUUCGCAAGGCAAGUUUGCAAAAACUGUUUUAAAAACACCUAGACAUAUUUCAGCCUUGUUCCAAGUUAAUUAUGCAGUAUGUUCUUUUGCUUGAUUACGUUUUUGUAAAGUGAAGUUUGGCAAGAUUUAGUGGUUGCUUUUCUAUGACGGUAUAAACAUGUAAUGGUGCAUCUCAGUCGUGUGCCGUUUAAGUCACAAACAAAAAUCUGAUUAUUAAUCUGAUUGACAAUGUGCAAUGAGUGACUAAUCCUUUACGUAGUUCACAUGGCUUGAGCAACACAACCGGCCGUCACGUCUUUUGUGUUUCUUUAUUGUUGUUCUGUACAUACAUGAACAUCUGUACAAAAUAUGACUUUCAUACUAUGUAAUGCUCAACCUAAUUAAAGUACAACAUAUGUACAUAUGA
Messenger RNA from Pimephales promelas (fathead minnow), 1284 nucleotides. RefSeq names its product male-enhanced antigen 1 (gene mea1). The record is from RefSeq and is a predicted model, not a curated record. Gene Ontology annotation, biological process: spermatogenesis. NCBI's taxonomy places the organism in Eukaryota, Metazoa, Chordata, Actinopteri, Cypriniformes, Leuciscidae.